GACACGGGUUACGUAACGUGGAUAACGUACAUUACUCAGCGACUGUGGAAGUUAAUGUAAGCGCUCGACGACAUUAUAUGCGUCACGCACAGGUCGUAAACAGCGAACACAAUUUGUGGACUUAUUUUGCUUUUACCGUUUAAGCGAUAAUGAAAUUAUCACUGUAUGUUGCGUUUCGCUCGCUAGAACGUUGACGCAAGAACGAGAGGAAAGGAGAUAGAAAUCGUGAGGAAGUGGAUACAUAAGACGACUAAAUUACAGUGAAACGCCGCGCUGUGAUUACAGAUUGCGAAUCCGUCGACAUUACGUUACAUUUCUCUUUCUCCUCAGACACGGACGCGAAGAUAUUGGAGCAUGACACUUUCAAUUACGCCGACGUUUUCAAUUGCGCUCGCGAAAUGGAUACUCCGGAAAUAACUUUGCGCUAUCUAAUUUUUUUUGUGCGCUCUCUGCCGUAACGUUAACGAUUUUUGAAUAAUGAGAAGAUCCCUAUUUAGUUGGCUUUUUCCACAACUGCAUUUUAAGUAUAUUUCAAUCUACAAAAUGUUUUAUUUAUUCCGCGACAUUAUCGACGCCGAAUGCGCGUAGAGCCUGAUGAAUGAAUUAAUUAAUUCAUGCUAAAUAUACCUGAAACUUCUCUCCAAUGCCAGUUUUUUUUUUUUUUUUUUAUGAUGCCGGUCAGCCUUGAAGUCUCGUUCUCGAUGCAUUGCGUUUAUCUGAAGAAUAUUUAAUAUUAAUCGGGUUUUUUUUUUUUAACAUCAAGGUCGGGCUAAUGUUUAUUAUACAUAUACACAUUAUGCAUUAAGGACUUUUACAUACACAAUAAGUUUUUAUUUAUAUCUCGAUCACGUAAACGUGCAACAGUACGUGAAAAAUUGUGCAUCGAAAGUUAAAAUUUGCAUAUUAAAUUUUCGAGAUAUACGAAGAUAUUUUGAUGCUGUUAUUUGCUAUACAAUUCUCUUUGGUAUAUAUUUCUUUACCUCAAAACCAACAAUUGUAUUAAUUAAUCGUCACUUAUUUCUUAUUAUUUAUGUCUUAUUCUGUUUAUAAGAUUACAUUUGAUUAAUUUUAAUCAUAUUGGCAAUUGAAACGCAAUCAAAUUUUCUUUUUCUAAACAUAUCGCGACAGCGAGAUAACAUCACAUGGAUUCCAUAUGAGACAAACAAAACUCGGAGAGAAUCGCCCGAUCACAUUUAACGUCAAAUGUCAAAAGCUUUAUUAAAUCUCUCGUACAUGCCUUGUCGGAUUUUCAUUUUUCAUUAUUUUAAUGAUUUCACGGUUUCUCUCUCUUUCUCUUAUAGUUUCGCAUGUUUAUCUCAUUUUGAUUCUAGAGGAUAUAAUGUAUGUGGCAUAAUUAAAAGAAUUUAAUUAUUUUUCGCACGGGGAAUGAGAUGUACCGGGAGAGGGGUUGACGGUACGCGGUGAAGAAGGGGGAAGGGGAAGACUCGGUAGGCGCCCGCCGACCGUAGACGACGGUAAAAACGGGUGGCAGUGAAUAGUCCGCGCUCGCGGUAGCGCUCGUGUUCGUCGCAUUGAUAAAGUCAAAGAUGGCCGACCACAGAGAACGGGAUUCGUAUUAUUCGCAAACGGAUCUGCGCUCGAAGAACGACGAUCCGCCGAACUCUCGUCUCUUCGUCAUCUGUCACAAGAGCCUCGAGGAGGAUGAUCUCAGGAAGGCGUUCGAGAAGUUCGGCAAGAUCGAGGACAUCUGGGUGGUUAAGGAUCGUAACACGGGCGAGAAUAAAGGCGUUACGUAUAUCAAGUUCUCCAAAACGUCCGAGGCGGCGUUCGCCCUCGAGGAGAUGAACGGCAAAAUGCUGGGCUCCGUCGGCAGACCUAUCAAAGUGAUGAUCGCCUCAAAUCGAGAUCAGGGUUCGGUGCGCGAGACGAACGAAGAGGAGAGGUGGGUUCGACUGUUCUGUGUCUUACCGAAAACGAUGACUGACAGCGAGCUGCAGCAGGAGUUCUCCAAAUUCGGUGCUAUCGAGUACGCAACCGUGGUGAAGGAUCGCAGCACGAACGAGUCCAAGGGUUUCGGCUACGUCAAGUUCAAGAAGGUAUCCAGCGCAGCACGAGCAUUCGAGGAGUGCGACAGAAAGUACAAGGCGGUUUUCGCCGAGCCGAAGAAGCCGAAACCCGAUCACAACGAUGCCAAAUAUAACAACGGUCUGUCCAGCGCCGCGUACGACGGUACCGGCGGCAGUUACGGCACGUCCAACUUCGGCAAGAGCAGCAUUAGUCUAGAGAUAGCGACCAACUAUUCCAACUCGGAUGGCUACACGCGUCUACAGGUGAUCGCACAUCCGGCAUUAAAUCAAGAUCAGCUGUGGAAGCUGUUUGAUAUAGUGCCCGGUAUGGACUACUGCCACUUGAAGACCGACGUGAGAUACAGAAUGCCACGCGGACAGGCGGUUGUGGUGUACAACAAUCCGAGCGCGGCGGCAUAUGCGCGCGAGAAGUUUCACGGUUUCGAGUACCCACCUGGUCAUCGGAUGAUCGUCAAACCGGAUUUGACGAGCGCACCACCGAAGAGCGCGACGAAGCCGGGCGGUUCGACGGCGGUCGGCAGCGUCGCCAACGCGAGGACGGAUCUAGCACAUUUGGCGGAGACUAUCGCUCAAGCAACGUCGUUGAUUCAAGCCGCAGGAUUGACGGCACCGAGCUUGGAUCACAUAUCUGUAAAGCUACCGCCGGCGCAACCGAUGGCGAGCAUCGACGCCGAGGUAGCCAAGAGAUGUUUCAUUGUCUGCGGCCCGCCGGUACCACCCAUCUACGCUAUGAAGGAUGCAUUCUGUAGGUUCGGAAAUCUCAUAGAUGUAUAUAUGUUACCCGGCAAAAAUUGCGGCUACGCCAAAUAUGCCAGCAUUGACAGCGCGAACGAGGCCAUUGAGGUUUUGCACGGGCAAGAAAUCUGUGGUUCUCGACUGAAGGUGCUAGAGGCGGAGGAACGGAACGUCGGCGAGGAUCGGCGAAAACGAUUACGGAUGGAUGAGGACGAAAAUUGAGCGGAUUCUUUAAAAAAUCGUAUCUCACUGACUGGUAUACACAAGCUGGACGCACGCAACAAAAAGAGACGAAUUUAAAGACUACUCACUUGACCACGUCAAGGGCCUGCAUCCAGGGAAAACUACUCCAACUACCUACCUAUAUAUAUAUAUAUAUAUUUAUAUAUAUAUAAUAUAUAUAUUUUUAACUGUUCGCUUUACGUUCGCGCAACUGCAACAACGUUACUGAAACCUUUAACUGCUACUCUACUAUUACUACUACUACUACUUUUUAUCCUCUUACAUGUUCGUUCACACGAUUUAUAGCGCUCGCGCGCGGAGGACUCAUGUUUCUGUUACUUUAAGAGGCUUGUGCGAACGGUUGAUUUCGUUGAGCAUUCGUUCGCUGUAUACCUAGCAAGCGCAUGGAUCCCUAUGUGUGUACAUUUUCUACGCUGGAACUGCAGAACUUUCCGAGAAUCGAGGGAAACAAAGCGCACCUAAAGACGCAUGAGGCGCACGUACCGAUUCGUUUCCCGCAUCGAUUCCUGCGAGAUCUUUCCUCUCUUCUUAUUCCGAUUUAUAGCUUUAUUUGUCUAGAAUGUUACCUGUUUAUUACGAUACAGAUCGUAUUUUCUCGGACGGUGAACUGUCCGAGCUGUUCAAAUUAAAAGUUUAAUUAACUAAAUUAAAGCUUUAACUCGACAAUGGUAAAAAGGAAAAAAUAACAUUAAUAUAUAUAUUUAACGAAUAGUGAGAAUAUUUUGUUCAAUGGCAAAAAUAUAUUUCUCUACUAUAAUAUAUACGUAAAUUUUGUUUUAUAUGUAUAAAAAGCAAUAUACGGAAUGCACUAAAGUACAUUUCUUUUUGUAAAAUAAGAGUGCUGUCCGUUCGCACAGGCUUUUAGGUAUAAUCUGUGCCUUAGGUUUAGCAAAAGAAAAAUCUUUUAUUUAUAUUUACAUUUCUGUACUUUUCUUUUAUAGUUAUAUUGCGUGCAGGAAGCAAAAUGACUUGUACUUUAUACACCAUUGACAACUUUCACACGACGAUAGGUAUUAAAAUUAUUGCGGAUUAAAAAACAAAAACUGCAAAAUAAGGUAUAUCCUUGAGAUACCGGUGCAAAUAUUUAUCCUAUGUAUGAUUGUUCAUGGUCGGAUUCUGUUCUUUGUUAACACAUUACACCUUUUUAUAUCGUACAUCGAGAGAGAUCAUGUUUAUUAUAAAAUAUUUUUAACUAUUUUGUAAUAAAAUGAAACGUGUAUUACGUCUUUUUCGUAAGAAAGAGAAAACGUUACCGCUUAAAUUUUUAAAUAACCAAAAUUUUACUUUUAGUUCUUCCAAACAAGAAAGUUUUGAUUCAUUUCUUACCUUAAGAACUACCCAUGAAAAAAUUAUCGACUUAUUAAAAAAAGUGGGUUCACCGAAAGAAACGGUGAAUAUUUUUCGACUUUUAAUAUAUAAUAAAAAUUUUAUAUAUACAAGAAAGUAUAUAAUAUACUGAUAUAAAAUGUUGCCAAAACGUAUGUUAAAUGCUUUUAAUUGCGUGGUUGCAUCUUGUUUUGGAAGCUAUCGAUGUAUCAAAUGUACUGGUAUGUAAAUUAUCUUUCAUGUUUAAGAAAGUACAAAGAAAAAAAA
Formica exsecta is the source of this 4619-nucleotide messenger RNA. RefSeq names its product RNA-binding protein 45. Bases 1548 to 3005 code for a protein of 485 amino acids. The record is from RefSeq and is a predicted model, not a curated record. The transcript is spliced from 6 exons. Gene Ontology annotation, molecular function: RNA binding. NCBI's taxonomy places the organism in Eukaryota, Metazoa, Arthropoda, Insecta, Hymenoptera, Formicidae.